Messenger RNA from Myiozetetes cayanensis, 996 nucleotides. RefSeq names its product olfactory receptor 5F1-like. Gene Ontology annotation, biological process: G protein-coupled receptor signaling pathway. The transcript has a single exon. Gene Ontology annotation, molecular function: olfactory receptor activity; G protein-coupled receptor activity. Gene Ontology annotation, cellular component: membrane. NCBI's taxonomy places the organism in Eukaryota, Metazoa, Chordata, Aves, Passeriformes, Tyrannidae. The record is from RefSeq and is a predicted model, not a curated record. Bases 1 to 996 code for a protein of 331 amino acids.
AUGCAGAGGGACAACCUCUCAACAGUGUCUGAAUUUGUUCUCAUAGGCCUUUCUGAUGCUCCACAGGUCCGUUUUCUCCUCUUUGUGCUGUUUCUGACCAUUUACUUGGCCACUGUGGCAGGCAACAUCACAAUCCUCCUUGCUGUCAGCACAGACACCCACCUGCACAACCCCAUGUACUUCCUCCUCAGCAACUUAUCCCUGCUGGAUAUCCUGUGUCCUACUGUCACUGUGCCCAAAAUGCUGGGGGCCUUGCUGUUUGAGAACAAGGUGAUUUCCUUCAAGGGCUGCCUGUUCCAGCUGUUCUCCCUCAUUGAUGUGGUAGGCACAGAGAUCUUUCUCUUGGCUGUGAUGGCCUACGACCGCUACGUGGCCAUAUGCCACCCCCUGAAGUACCUGAACAUCAUGAGCAUGAAGCUGUGUGCUCACCUGGCCAUUGGCACCUGGGUGGCAGGGUUUUUUAACUCCCUCUUGCACACCUCUUUGAUUUUUACACUGGUUUUUUGUGAUUCUAACCAAGUGGAGCAAUAUUACUGUGACAUUCCUCCCAUGCUGGGUCUCUCCUGCUCGCCUACCCGGAGCAGGGAGCUGGUGAUUCUGGCAGUCGCUGGGGUGCUGGGGAGCGGCGCCUUUGUGGUCACUCUGAUCUCCUAUCUCUACAUCCUCCUGGCCAUCCUGUCCAUGAACUCCUCGGAGAGCAGGCACAAAGCCUUCUCCACCUGUGGUUCUCACCUGACCGUGGUUUGCCUUUUCUACGGGACUACCAUCUGCACGUACGUGCGCCCGUCCUCCACCUACUCCCCUCGGCGGGAUCGGGUCGUUUCCAUGCUCUAUGGAAUCCUCACCCCCCUGCUGAACCCCAUCAUCUACAGCCUGAGGAACAAAGAGGUGAGGUGUGCCCUAAGGAGAGUGAUCAGCCAGGUGAGAAGUGCUUUAACAGGACAAGAACACCUUGCCCAGCCUGUGGCGUCCUCUGGAGCUCCAGCAGCUGAAUAG